GUAAUUAUUGUAUAUUUGUAAUUAUCACGUGAUGGCGAUAAUGAGAAAUACACCAGUGGACCCCGUAGUCGAUGUGCACUUCUCCCGCCUCCCGGCGAGAAACGCCGGGUGCUGGGUGCAACUUGAAGGUGAUUCUGACGAAACAAAUCGGAAUCCAACCAAAUCCCACGCGGUGUCCCAAAUCUCUAUUAUCGCGCGCGGACGCCUCGCGAACGUUCUACGUUCGGGUACGAGUUAUUCAUACGCCGUUCGGUGUCGUCAGCUGUGUCCUGGGUUUCGCCCGUGUCUAUUUACUUGGCGUCUGAAACGGAUUGCAUUUGGAAAAUCUCGGAAUUUUGGAUUUCCGUUUGAUCUGACUUGAGACGUCACACGGGGGUGCUUAAAAAUACGUUCUUAGGAAUCAGCGAUAUUUAUUGCGCGGACACUUUUGGUUUAAAGUCUAAAUCUAAUGAUUUGAUGCAUCACGAUCUGGGAAUCGUAUAUUGAUGAUUAUAUUAUUAAUAUGAAAAUAUUUGUAUCGUCUGUAUAUACAGACUACAGUUUAGACAUUGAAGAGUGACAAAUGAUUCUGUGAUUUCUUUACUUAAUAUCAGGCUGAGUCCUACUUUACCAGCAAUCUUGGAAGUUUGUUUACUGGUUUAUUUAUAUUACUAAUGAUGACCUAAGAAAAAUACCAUUUUAUGAAAACAAUUUAUGAAAUAUCAAUAGUGAAAUGAUUGAUAGUCGAAUUUUGAAUGAUCUAGUUGAAUUUUGAAUGCUACUCAUCUAAGUUUUAUUCGCUCACACACAUCUAAGUAAAACAAAUUGUAACAAAUAUUUUGAACAUAACCAUAAUUAUAAUGUUGACGUUAAUUGGCUUGUAUGCAUGCUUUUAUUCAUUCCGAUUUGCAAGCAGCUCAACCCUGACUGCACCUCCUCUGUCGGCUCUAGUAGUCGCGUUUGAAAGCGUAUAUGAUCUAUCAUUAUUGGCCAAUACCUUAUCGGAUCAAGGGAUUGAUACAACAUUAAUAAUACCGACAUAUACUGCUAAUAAUAUUUACAAUAAAUUGAUCGAUGUUGAAGUGUUACAACUGGAUGUUAACAUUGAUAAGUCAGUGUCUGCUGACAAACGUGCACUAGAAACAUGCAACAUUUUUUUCAAGGAUGAAGAAAUACUGAAUAAAGUACAAAAAUUUCAGCCUACGUUCAUUAUAUUUCCAGCAUUAAGACAUGAUGGCUGCUUACUUCCGUUUGCAAAGCAUAUUGAAUCAAUUCCAGUAAUCUGGAUAAAGAAUCCAGAUGAGGAACUGUAUGCAUUUGAAUGCACUAGAGUUGCAUUGCCGGUGCAUAGUGGUGGCUUUUGGUCGAGACUUUCGACAAGUUUCUCAGGAAGAACCAUAUUUUCCACUGUUAAGAACGAUUAUCUAACUCCCGCUUUACGAUUAGCAAUCAAACAUCUACCGAACAUUAAUAUCGAUUUGGAGCAUCUUUACUCGGAUGUUAGACUAGUACUUUGGGGAGGCGAUACAGUAUUACGUUCUGAUUUUGCAUCUUUAACAGAGUUACUCGUGGAGAUUGGUUGUCAUCACUGUAGAGGUUCAUAUCCCUUACCUGAGAACUUGCAAAAGUCAUUGAUCGAAUAUAGGACGGGUACUAUAGUUGUUCUUUUAGAAGAAAAUUAUGAGACAUUGAUACAAGAACUGGCAAAGAAAUUGCCUCAAGGGAGGGAAGGUCAAGCUGUUAUAUGGAAGAGUAAGCGCAAUACAAACGUUGCGCCGGAAAAUCUUUUUAUUGACGAAGAUGUUGACCGGCAAGACAUCAUAGGUUAUAGCCGAACCCGAGUGGUGUUGAGUCAUUGUACUGAUACAGAAUUCCUGGAAGCUGCCUUUCACAGGACACCUCUGAUAUGUCUGCCGAGGGACGCCCACGAGUCUCGUAACACCGCUCGCGCAGUCGAGUUAGGUUUUGCGCGCUCCAUAAAAAUCACGAAUGAUCAUUUCGCCUCGGCUAUGGAGAUCGCACAAAUAAUAAACGAGAUCUAUGAGACGGUGGCUUAUCGUGAAAAUGCACGGAAGGUUUCCGUGGCGAUACGCGACAGACUAAACCCAUCCUCCGACAGACUCGUCUAUUGGCUGGGCUAUGUCGCAAGGACGAAAGACGACACCGAAAAGUUCCAUAAGCCAAAGAGUCAAGCGAGGACACUUACGGAGGAUAUUCAAUUUUUCGUUGGCCUUCUGGUAGGUGUAAUUAUCGGGAUUGUCUGUGCGAGCAGCGCGGUUGUCGCGCGAUAUCUCAUCACGACUAACAAAGUGCAAAUAACAAAGGGACGAUACAUGCAAUAAACGUGUUCCAUUGAGAUUCGACUCAAUAUACGCAUGCAUGGACAUUUCCGAAUAUAUAUAUAUUUAUAUAAAUGUACGUAGAAUACAGGUACAUACGAAUACAAAGGUUUUACGAUCUAGGAGUUAUCUCAUAGUUAACGAAGAAACAAUUUUACUAUUAUUAUUAUUAUUAUUACGAGAACACCUUCUCAUAAUUUGACUGAUAAGACUACGAGUCUAAUGAAGUGUGAUGUAUUAUCAUGAAGAAAAUAAAUUACAGUUUGUCAAUACUGA
Acromyrmex echinatior (Panamanian leafcutter ant) is the source of this 2594-nucleotide messenger RNA. RefSeq names its product UDP-glucosyltransferase 2. The record is from RefSeq and is a predicted model, not a curated record. Gene Ontology annotation, molecular function: UDP-glycosyltransferase activity. NCBI's taxonomy places the organism in Eukaryota, Metazoa, Arthropoda, Insecta, Hymenoptera, Formicidae.